This is a messenger RNA of Sorex fumeus (smoky shrew), 548 nucleotides long. It is a transcript of the gene BLOC1S1, whose product is annotated as biogenesis of lysosomal organelles complex 1 subunit 1. Gene Ontology annotation, cellular component: BLOC-1 complex. The transcript has 4 exons. The record is from RefSeq and is a predicted model, not a curated record. Gene Ontology annotation, biological process: endosomal transport. Lineage: Eukaryota; Metazoa; Chordata; Mammalia; Eulipotyphla; Soricidae. Bases 106 to 483 code for a protein of 125 amino acids.
ACGGCGCGGUCACGUGACCCGCGCCCGGCUGGAGGUGAGCGGCGCGUUCCUGCUCCGGGAGGCAGCGGGGCCGGGAGGUGGCCAGCCCCCCGCCCGGGCGCGACCAUGCUGUCCCGCCUGCUGAAGGAGCACCAGGCCAAGCAGAAUGAGCGCAAGGAGCUGCAGGAGAAGAGGCGUCGAGAGGCCAUCACUGCAGCGACCUGCCUGACAGAAGCCUUGGUGGAUCAUCUCAAUGUGGGCGUCGCUCAGGCCUACAUGAACCAGAGGAAGCUGGACCAUGAGGUGAAGACCCUGCAGGUCCAGGCCGCCCAGUUUGCCAAGCAGACAGGCCAGUGGAUCGGGAUGGUGGAGAACUUCAAUCAGGCACUCAAGGAAAUCGGGGAUGUGGAGAACUGGGCUCGGAGCAUCGAGCUGGACAUGCGCACCAUUGCCACAGCACUGGAGUACGUGUACAAAGGCCAGCUGCAGUCCGCCCCCUCCUAGCCACUCUGUCCUGCCCUGCCCUGCCUGUCGCCCCCACCCCCAGGGCCAGGGAGAGGCCCAGCAGC